Molecule: messenger RNA, 1750 nt
Organism: Rhodamnia argentea
Lineage: Eukaryota; Viridiplantae; Streptophyta; Magnoliopsida; Myrtales; Myrtaceae
Product: omega-3 fatty acid desaturase, chloroplastic-like
Exons: 9
Coding region: 35-1423 (462 amino acids)
Biological process (GO): lipid metabolic process
Molecular function (GO): oxidoreductase activity, acting on paired donors, with oxidation of a pair of donors resulting in the reduction of molecular oxygen to two molecules of water
Source: RefSeq, a predicted model, not a curated record
UCUCUCUCUGUCUCUCUCUCCCUGUUCCUCAACAAUGGCUACAUGGGUCUUGUCCCAAUGUGGCCUCAAACCCCUCCCCCAAACCAUCCCCAGAUCGCAACUCCAGAGGACAACCGCGAAAAAUGACAACUUUUUCCCAUCAAAGCAUGCCCGUCUCGCAGAUCUGAAGCUCCGUCCAACCGGGCCACCGCGCGGGCGUCUCUUGCCGACCCGGGUGAGCGCCCCGUUACGGGUCUCCCCGAUCGACGAAGAAGACGACGAAGGAGAGAAGGGAACAUGGAACGGGGUCGUCAAUGAGGAAGGAGGAAGAGGAAGAGAGGGGUUGUUCGACCCCGGGGCCGCCCCGCCGUUCAAGCUGGCGGACGUGAGGGCAGCGAUACCGAAGCACUGCUGGGUGAAGGACCCGUGGAGGUCGAUGAGCUACGUCCUGCGGGACGUCGCCGUCGUCCUCGGGCUCGCCUGCGGGGCGGCGUAUUUGAACAGCUGGGUCGUUUGGCCUCUCUACUGGGCCGCCCAGGGCACCAUGUUCUGGGCCCUCUUCGUUCUCGGCCACGAUUGCGGGCACGGGAGCUUCUCGAACGAUCCCAAGCUGAACAGUGUGGUGGGGCAUCUGCUUCAUUCCUCCAUUCUCGUGCCUUACCAUGGAUGGAGAAUCAGCCACAGAACUCAUCACCAGAAUCAUGGGCACGUCGAGAACGACGAGUCGUGGCAUCCGUUAUCAGAGAGAAUCUACAAGAGCUUGGACACCAUUACAAGGAGCCUCCGCUUCACAGUCCCUUUUCCCAUGCUUGCCUACCCCUUCUAUCUCUGGAGCAGAAGUCCAGGAAAAAGAGGGUCUCACUUCCACCCAGAGAGCGACCUGUUCGUGGCGAGCGAGAGGAAAGAUGUGAUCACAUCCACAGCGUGUUGGACGGCCAUGGUGGGCUUGCUUGUGGGGCUGUCCUUCGUGAUGGGUCCUCUCCAGUUGCUCAAGCUCUAUGGCAUCCCUUAUUGGAUUUUCGUGAUGUGGCUGGACUUUGUGACUUACCUGCAUCACCAUGGUCAUGAAGACAAGCUGCCUUGGUACAGGGGAAAGGAGUGGAGCUACUUAAGAGGCGGGCUCACCACGCUUGAUCGCGACUACGGGUGGAUCAACAACAUUCACCACGAUAUCGGAACUCACGUCAUACACCAUCUUUUCCCUCAGAUCCCUCACUAUCACUUGAUUGAAGCUACGGAAGCGGCUAGGCCGGUGCUCGGGAACUAUUACCGGGAGCCAAAGAAGUCGGCCCCAUUGCCCUUCCAUUUGAUCGGGACGUUAAUCCAAAGCUUGAAGAGAGAUCACUAUGUCAGCGACACUGGGGAGGUUGUCUACUACCAAACUGACCCUAACCUUGGCGGCGGCAGCGGCGGCGGCGGCUCUCCCAGUUCUGAUGCUAAGUGAGAAAGCGAACAGACGCCAAACUGGGAGUUUCAAACUUCAAUCACUGUUGAAGCCUAGCUCUUGACACUUUGAUGAAGCAUUCGUAUCAGAUACAUCUCACACGUUCCACUUGGUUGAAGAAGCUGCAGAGCAAGCCACUAACCGAUGAGGGAGAGAGAUCAUGAUAUAUAUAUUGAACACUUAACUUUGUGAUCUAGCUUGUGUUUUGUACUAUGUAAAGCAAGAAGCUGUAAAUGUACUUUUAAAGAGGAACGAAUUCUGUGUCUUCAUCCUCAUUUAUGCUGUGUCAAGAAUGUCUAGGAAUGACAGCUGAUGAAGAUAAUUUUC